Molecule: messenger RNA, 1074 nt
Organism: Cydia pomonella (codling moth)
Lineage: Eukaryota; Metazoa; Arthropoda; Insecta; Lepidoptera; Tortricidae
Gene: cni
Product: protein cornichon
Exons: 4
Coding region: 24-458 (144 amino acids)
Biological process (GO): endoplasmic reticulum to Golgi vesicle-mediated transport
Cellular component (GO): endoplasmic reticulum membrane; COPII-coated ER to Golgi transport vesicle
Source: RefSeq, a predicted model, not a curated record
UUUUGUCAAUUAGUUUUGUCAAAAUGGCGUUUAGCUUUCCUGCCUUUUCCUAUAUUAUAGCCCUUAUAAUAGAUGCAUUCCUUAUAUUUUUCUCAAUUUUCCAUGUGAUAGCUUUUGAUGAACUUAAAACUGAUUAUAAAAAUCCAAUAGAUCAAUGUAACAGCCUCAACCCACUAGUCCUGCCGGAAUAUCUGCUGCACUUGUUUAUAAACGUGUUAUUCCUGUUAUCGGGAGAAUGGUUUUCGCUGUUGAUAAACGUGCCUUUGAUUCUGUAUCACAUACACAGAUACCGCACGCGGCCAGUGAUGUCAGGGCCUGGCCUGUAUGACCCCACAAGCAUAAUGAAUGCAGAUGUUCUGACAGUUUGUCAAAGAGAAGGCUGGAUCAAAUUGGCGUUCUACCUCUUGUCGUUCUUCUUAUACUUAUACGGAAUGAUUGUGGUGCUCAUUGCAGCAUAAUUUGGAUGGCAGACCCUAAUGUUAAGUGGUUUAAUGUUGUUUAUAAUUAGCACCCCUUAAGUCAAAUAGUAUGAGGAACAAAUUUGUGUAAAUGAUUUAAACACCCUGGCAGAAAAACUCAUCAUUCUAUUAAUCUUUAUUGGCAGAUCGGUGACAAUAUUUUCUUUUUUUACAGUUCAUUUUACUCACUUGGUAAUGAACACUAUAAAAUAAAAUCUAUUUGAACUCUAAUGUAUCAGGUAAAAAUAUUUUACCAAUUAUAUUCAUGACAAUAUUGAUUGAAAUUAUUGUAAUGUGUUCAUAGUAAACAAUAUUUUGUGGACCAAAGAAAAUUACAAGAAUUAUAUUGUUUAUAAGCAUGUACUUAAUAAAAUCUGAUCAUAAAAUGAAUCAUUGCAGAAUGUAAUAGCAAUAUAUUAAUUAUCAUGUCUAGUUCCACUUGGUUCAGUAAGACCAAUAUAAUAAUAAUAGCAUAUCUUUUACUUUAUACUGUUGCGGUUUAUUUGUAUUGAUGUCUGUUGGGGUUGUUGCCGUAUACUGUUGCGAUUCUAGUGACUGUUUGUGAACGAAAGUAUUUUAUUAAUAAAAAUUACUGCUAAUAAUUUAUGUAAUACAA